ACUCUUUUCAAAUGCUAGCCUACCCCUUAUACCCCUCACUCCUACACCCCCACAGGGAUUUGGUUUUUAAUACGUACACAUACAUACAUACACUCUUCUUUUAUCUCUCUUUUUUCUUCUUGUAAUGCAACAGUUGCUUUAUAGCUAUGGUGGAUACUAAAGAUUUUCUCAAUCUUGAAUCUUCACUUUCUAACCCUUUUGGGAAUUUUUCUGAUGGUGAUGAUUUUUCUGCUCAAAAUGUUGUUAGCAUUGAUAAGAAGCUACUUAUUGAUUUACACCAGCUUUCUAUUGGUCCUAUGAUCAGUGAUGGUCCUUAUUCUGUUGUUUAUGAAGGAUUAUAUAAAUCCAUGCCUGUUGCAAUAAAAAUAAUACAACCAGACAUGUCGGCAAAUGUGAGUCCCGAGCGGAAAGAGAAAUUCCAGAGGGAGGUCACUUUACUAUCUAAAGUGAAGCAUGACAAUAUUGUGAAGUUUAUUGGUGCCUCUAUGGAACCAACAUUGAUGUUAGUUACAGAGCUAAUGAGAGGUGGCACUCUUCAGAAGUACUUGUGGAGCACCCGACCACAUUGUCCAGAUUUGAAACUUUCUCUCAGUUUUGCAUUGGGAAUCUCUCGAGCAAUGGAGUAUUUACAUUCAGUUGGCAUUAUUCACCGCGACUUGAAGCCAAGUAAUUUACUCCUCACAGAAGACAAGACAAUAGUUAAACUAGCUGACUUUGGGUUAGCUAGGGAGGAGGCUGACUCUGAAAUGACAACAGAAGCUGGUACAUACCGCUGGAUGGCUCCGGAGAUGUUCAGCGUUGAACCAAUUAAAGUUGGAAUGAAGAAAUACUACAAUCAUAAAGUGGAUGUCUACAGUUUCUCAAUGAUCCUGUGGGAGCUGCUCACCAACAGCACUCCGUUUAAGGGAAGAAGCAACAUUAUGGUGGCAUAUGCUACAGCUACGAAACUGCGUCCCAGCAUGGAUAAUAUUCCGAGGGAAAUAGAACCCCUUCUUAGCUCUGGCUGGGCAGAGGAUCCAGCAGAACGGCCAGAAUUUGAGCAAAUAUCAGAUUUCCUUGCAAACGUUCUUCGCAAUGUGUGUGCCUCACAGACUUCUUCUCCAAAUAUGUUUGAGACGGAGCAUCCCACAGGCAAAGGGUUGGUCAAUUCUCCUGUCAUGAAUUGUUUGAUGGACAAGGGUGCAGAAAAUAGCAAGAAAAAAAACAGGAGUUCAUGUUGUUGCUUCAUGAGUGCCUAUAAUGAUUCUCUCUGAUAGGUGGAGAGACUUUUUUCUUAGGAUAUUGCAGGUGUAAAUAAUUGAAGGACUUCCCGUCUUUUUCGCCAGUUUUACAAUAUAUUGAAUGGUCUUGAAAGCCACAUGGUUCCAAAUACACCAUCAUUGUACAGAAAGCAAUAGAAGCUUUAGUACGGAAAACAAUAGAAUCAAGUCACCAGUCCGCCAUCUUUUGAUACAGAUUUCCUUUGCAUUUCUGCAAUUCUAUAAUAUUAGGAAAUUAUGAUG
Messenger RNA from Lycium ferocissimum, 1502 nucleotides. Its product is annotated as serine/threonine-protein kinase STY13. The coding region runs from base 147 to 1253 and encodes 368 amino acids. The transcript has 6 exons. Gene Ontology annotation, biological process: protein phosphorylation. The record is from RefSeq and is a predicted model, not a curated record. Lineage: Eukaryota; Viridiplantae; Streptophyta; Magnoliopsida; Solanales; Solanaceae. Gene Ontology annotation, molecular function: protein kinase activity; ATP binding.